This is a messenger RNA of Symbiodinium sp. CCMP2456, 1602 nucleotides long. The record is from the annotation of a GenBank genome assembly. NCBI's taxonomy places the organism in Eukaryota, Dinophyceae, Suessiales, Symbiodiniaceae.
AUGGCAGAUGCCAAAGGUCGCUGCUCUGCAGCAGAUGCCUGCGUUCGAGCAGGUCGUGCUGAGAUGGCCACCCCGCUUCUGCAAAGCUUGGGUUCUCGGUGGGCGCAAGAGCCGCCAGCGUUGGGAGAUGCUGCACAUGCAGCAGGUCUCUUCUGUGGAUUCGUGAAGGUGCCACCGCCAGCUGUGGAUGUUCGACUGACUCGGUUCGUGCUGCGGCCUGAGGGCUUGGGCUUUAAGGAGAGACGUAUCAAGGCAACGCUCGCCAAUGUGGCACACUUGGAGCUGGACAUGAUCUUGCCAGCCGACCGCGAAGUCGAGUUGCUCCCCAGGCCAUACACCAGCAGCGCGGUGUCUUUCGCAGCCGAAGCGAUGUUUAGUGCGGAAAACUCCACCUUCAGCACCCGACCCUCGACAAGUGCAUGCUCCGGGGGGAGCUCCCGAAGCUUUCGUCCGAGGGCUUGGUGGAAAUCCAGUCACCGACGCAAAGGCUGGAAAGGCACUACAAGCCUUGCAGAUUCCAGCAUGUCGACAUCGAGCAGCUUCAGGUGCCCGCAGACACCACAGAGGGACUUGCGGGGAUACGAGACAUUCGAGCAGCUGCUCCAGCCGGGAUGGCGAACAGCCGCAGAGCUCAUCGCGACUUCAAGGGAGGAGGAGGAUGCGGAUGAGGACUCAGGAGACGAUGCUGGCCCGGGUGCACCCAGUCGCCGCGCAUCAGCGAAGCGGGACGCUGUCGUUCUUGGGGUGGGAAAGCCAUUUUGGAAGCUUAAGAUGGAGCAGGAUACAGCCACAAAGGCCGAAAAGCCGCUGUAUCAGCAAAAGCGGAAUGCCCUCAAGCAGGCGACUUCCAACAACCUUUUUGCAAUGCCGGGGCAGCUCGACUCUCAAGCACACGAGAGCUCCUCCUCAGCAUCGUCGUCUACCGAUGCCACGUCUGUGUCUUCGGACAGUGUGGACCCCCUGCUGGCGACUGAAAUAGGUGACCUACUUCCUCAGAGGACCAGUCCGUGGACAGCCACGUUUGCGAAGACUAAAACCUCUUCUGACCCGCACAUGGCCAGAAGAGGAGGUUUGGACGAGGAGAUGAUCGCCAUGGCAGAGUUCGCCGUCGCCGCUCAGCAAGCCGCCGUGCGCGAGGUGGAGGAAGCCGCACUUCCAGCAGAGGCACUUCCGGGAGUCUACUUCGGACACCUGGAAAGCCCACGGUCGACGCUUCUGCCAAAGACCCCGAGGGUUGGUCGACUGCAAAAGCUGGAGCACGAGAAGCGGGAUCAAGACAAUGUACAUCAAAGAAAGCUCCUAUGUUUGCCACACAAGGACCGCGAUUACGACCUCCUCAGGAUGAAUCUGCCGGCCGGCGAGGAGCAGAGGUCUACGACGGCUGGAGGAAACAAGCGAAAAAUGGCCUCGACUUGGGAGCAUGGCAAAGAGGGGCCUUCGAAAGGGCCGCUGUCUCCCGAGGAGGAGGAGCGCAUCAAGGAGGAGAAGGCUCAGUACGAUGACUGGCGCAGGCAAGUGCUGCUAUGUGCACGUCAUCUGACUACACACAUCAGCCGCUUCGAGACGGACCCGCUCGUCGGUGCUGGCAAAGGGGUAUUUUAA